UGCACAGCCAUAACUCUCGGGAAGCCAGCUGCCAGGGCUGUGGCGCAGGCCCCUCUGGGUGGGAGGCAAGGGGAGAAAAAAAAGUGUUUGGCCAAAAUUCCCUUUUAGACACCUGAGCCUGGCUUUGUAAUUGGACAGUUUUGCGUCUUCUCCCCCAAUCCUGUCUUCCCUGGGGAGACCCCUGGGGCCCUUCUUGCUCUCCACCCUUGGAGGGGGCUCAGGGACAUCUCAGGAUUCUGAUGAUUGCUUGCUCUGCGACUCCCUGCGUGCGCGGCUGGGCUCGGCUGCGCUGCGGCUGGCUGGCGUUUGGCGCUCUCAUCCAGCGCUUCGCUUUGAAAUCUACCCCCUCCUUUUUUUUUUUUUUUUUUAAACCAGGUAUGAUGAUGUCAAACGUGAUGCUGAUGCUACAGUUACAGACACAGCCCCUGCUGGCGCAGCCUCUCUGAUUCUCUCUCCCUCUCCGCGUCCAGCGCUGGGCUUUUUCAGACAAGUGCAUCUCCUAACCAGGUCACAUUUCAGCCGCGACCCACCAGCCGUCAGUCACUGGAGACAGACCGCAGGAGGAGGGCUGAGGAAGACGGCAGCGUCUGCUUCGCCAACAGCGGGGUGGCAGGAAGGACAUUAAAAUAUUGCAGAAGUCGAAACCUUCCAGGGCCAAUCCAGACCACGAUGCGCGCCCCGGGCUGCGGGCGGCUGGCGCUGCCGCUGCUGCUCCUCGCCGCAGCCGCCCUGGCUGAAGGCGACGCCAAAGGGCACAAGGAGGGCGAGACCCCCGGCAAUUUCAUGGAGGACGAGCAAUGGCUGUCGUCCAUCUCUCAGUACAGCGGCAAGAUCAAGCACUGGAACCGCUUCCGAGACGAGGUGGAGGAUGACUACAUCAAGAGCUGGGAGGACAAUCAGCAAGGAGAUGAAGCUCUGGACACCACUAAGGACCCCUGCCAGAAGGUGAAGUGCAGCCGCCACAAGGUGUGCGUCGCCCAGGGCUACCAGCGCGCCAUGUGCAUCAGCCGCAAGAAGCUGGAGCACAGGAUCAAGCAGCCCGCCUUGAAAUUCCAUGGAAACAGAGACUCCAACUGUAAACCCUGCCACAUGGCCCAGCUCGCCUCCGUCUGUGGCUCUGAUGGUCACACUUACAGCUCGGUGUGUAAGCUGGAGCAGCAGGCAUGCCUGAGCAGCAAGCAGCUGACGGUGAGGUGUGAGGGCCCUUGCCCCUGCCCCACGGAGCAGGCCGCCGCCGCCGAUGGCAAACCAGAGGCCUGCACGGGUCAGGACCUAGCCGACCUGGGAGAUCGGCUGCGGGACUGGUUCCAGCUCCUUCAUGAGAACUCCAAGCAGAACGGCUCAGCCAGCAGCGCCGCCAGCCCGGCCAGUGGGCUGGACAAGAGCCUCGUGGCCAGCUGCAAAGACUCCAUCGGCUGGAUGUUCACCAAACUGGACACCAGUGCCGACCUCUUCCUGGACCAGACGGAGCUGGCCGCCAUCAACCUGGACAAGUACGAGGUCUGCAUCCGCCCCUUCUUCAACUCCUGCGACACCUACAAGGACGGCCGGGUCUCCACUGCCGAGUGGUGCUUCUGCUUCUGGAGGGAGAAGCCCCCCUGCCUGGCGGAGCUGGAGCGCAUCCAGAUCCAGGAGGCCGCCAAGAAGAAGACAGGCGGCUUCAUCCCAAGCUGCGACGAGGACGGCUACUACCGGAAGAUGCAGUGCGACCAGAGGAGCGGCGACUGCUGGUGUGUGGACCAGCUGGGCCUGGAGCUGACGAGCACGCGCAUGCGCGGGAGCCCCGACUGCGACGACAUCGUGGGCUUCUCGGGGGACUUUGGGAGUGGUGUCGGCUGGGAGGAUGAGGAGGAGAAGGAGCCGGAGGAAGCGGGCGAGGAGACCGAGGAGGAGGAGGGCGAGGCGGACGACGGAGGCUACAUCUGGUAGACGCCCUCGGAGCCGAGGCGGGGCGCCAGCAGGGACCUGAGCGGAAGCGGGCGGCCUGGCGGAUGGAUCCGGAAAAUGCAGUCGGAAGGACCCUGGCUCGAACCGGAAGGACUGGACGUGUGAGUGUGCAUGGCGCGCGUGUGGCACGUGUGGCUGCGGCGGAUGAGUGUCUUGUGUGUGGCAUGCGCUGACAAACGUGUCCUUGGUCCACGCUGCUCCUGGCAGAGGGAGUCACCCAAAGGCCCCUUCGGCCUCCUUGUAGCUAUUUUCUUCCCAUUCGUUGUUGGUCUUAAAACACACACAUUCACACACAUACAGACGUCAGCAGGUUGAUGGAAUGAAUGAGAUGCCCUCUAGCCAUGUCCCCCAGCCCAGCCUAGCCCUGCCACCCUGGGUUCCAUUCCUACCCUGGUUCACCCAGCCCUGUCGCCCCCACCCUUGCUGCCCUCCCCAUCUCCCAUUAGGGUCAGGCUCUGGCCUGUGGGCCUGUCCCCAUGGCAGAGAGGAGGGAGGCCAGGGAGCUGUCUACUGGCUGGGGAUUGGGCCGAUUUGGUGUGACGCCCCCGCCAGCUUCAGAUGAGAUGAGCCAGGACACCCGGCCACAGCCAGCCCCAUUCCUUUGCCAAAUCCCCAAGCACUACAGAAACUCUCCUAACUCAGGCCAGAGGGACCGAAGGUGGCCGAGAAGGAGCUGGGGCAGAAGCGGAGAGGCAGGGCAGGAGACUGGUUAUCCAUUGGUGCGGGAGGGGAGCAGGGGAAUCUGCAGUUGCAGAUCCUGGGAGAGCUCCUAGGAGUGGAGAUGGGCAGCCCUGAAUGCCAAGCCUGGAACAGCUGGCCCCUUUCUGUGGGUCUCAUGUGUGGCUCUGGUCUGGGCAGCUCUCUUGGGGACAGUGGGUGGGUGGUUUUGCAAGUGAGCUCUGCCUGGCUACCUCUCAGUGGCCCUGGGGGUGCUGCUUCUUCCUUGAUCUCCCUUGCUGGGGUCCCCUUCUCCACCCCAGGGAGCCUGAGGACCAGGCUGAGGGGUCUCAGCCAGGGGUUUGUGUGUGCCCACCUCCUCCCUGACCCCCUAACGCAGGCUCCCCAUCUGCCCAGACUGAUAGAAAGACUUGUCCCUGAGGCCCUACAAAGGAGAAGCUGCUAGAAGCUGCUGGAAGCUGCAGCCUUCCUACCCUGAGACCAACUUUUCUGCUCAAGGGAGAGGCACGCUUGGGACAUUCCCAGCCCCACUCCUCUCAGCCCCUGGGGUUCCCCUCUGCCCCCUCUGAGAGUCCCCUAGAGCUGCCCCAGUGGGAGUCAUAGUGUGUAGAAGUUGUCAGAGGGGACAGGAGCGGUGCAGCCAGGCUCUGAGGCCACACCUCCCUGUUAGCCCAAGUCUCCCGACCAGGUGGAAGCUAAUUUUACCAGAUGAGAUGUUGGGUGGGUUUUGUUUGCUUGUUGUUGUUUUCCCUAAUCUGUCCAGUUCUCCCCAUUGAAGCAAAUUCCUCAACACCUUUGGUGAAGAAUUUCUUACCCAGACUUGGGCCUGUGAUAUUCUUCGGUGCAUGGUGAGUGCAGUGUGUGUGUGUGUGUGUGUGUGUGUGUGUGUGUGUGUGUGCAUGUAUGUAUGUGGGCGUGUGUGUGCAACCUGGGGGGCCAUCCAGGUGGCCGGGGAGUGUGAGGAGUGCCCUGUGCGCUGGGUGGCCUGUGGGAUGCCGGGUCAAUGUGGGGAGGCUCCCGCCCGGCUCUCCCAGCCCCUCCCUGCACCCUCAGAGCCCUGCUGACUUCACAGAGGAGCCUCACCCUGUCCGCCCCGUCCUCCACCCUGGAAGCAACGCCGUCCAAGUCCUUCCUGGGGAAAUAGCAAAACUCUGUGAGCCCCGUAAACUGCUUCCCAUUCCGCAGCACAGUUCUGAUCGUUGAGGUGUCACGCUGUUCCAGAUCCCCUGGUCCCUUUCUUCCUCCUGUCCCUCUUCUGUCCUCCACUGCCUUCCUCUGGCCCCUGGCUCAGUUCAGGGAGAUGCUGUCCCACCUCAGCCCUCUGCUGUCCAUGUAGGGUAGCUGCAGCCGCUACUUGACUUGGAGCUACUUGAAACUUCCUGCUCGAGCUAGGAUGGGAGUCUGUCUCUUCCCUCUGCCCCAGCUGGGCUUCCGGAACUGCCCUUCUGGGGGCUGCUGUUGAGGAUGUUGGGGGGCUUUGGGGGAGGGGGCUCAGAGGAAGGGGCGUCCCCCUUCUCUUGCUGUUGCCCUCCACUCCCGGGGGGGGGGGCGUGUGCUCUCUGUGUCUCCCGGUCUUCUGGUUGUGCACGUUUGUCUGACCUUGUAAAUAUGUUUUAGGAGGAAAGCAAAAGGCGUUGAACUGGCCCCUGGCGGGACUGCAGGGUCCAGCCUUGCCUGUCUCUGAACCCCACACUGCUUUUCACCCCACUGAGACUGGGGUCCCCCCAGAGGUAGACAAAAGCGGCUGUCCCAGUGGGGCUGAAGGCCUCCAAGUGACUUCCUGUUAGACAAGCUGAAGGUUUCCUCGGGAGCAAGGUUGCAGGUUGGCCCUUCCUCAGCUCCUAGUGCCCAUGACCAAGCUGCCUGCCACCCAGCCCCACGUGCCCCCUCCCCCGAUGCCCUUGCUCCUUCCUGCCCUCUCCCUGGCUUAGGCAGGCAGGGGAAUUAGGGCUGCUCUGAGAGGGGCUCAACCAAAUUUUAAAAGGACAGUUUCUCGCCUGGCCCUGGAGCUGCCCUUGGCCCCGCCAUGCCCCGCGGCCCAUGGGUGCUGGGAGAGGUAAAUGUCUAAGAUUGGGUGCGUUAGGGGUGGAAAAAAUAAAUGUGCCUUGAGAGACCACUCAGAGAGGGGCCAAGGGUGAUGGAGACGGAGGCCUGGGGAGUGCAGGCAGGAGGCUAGAGGAUGAGAGCGGGACAGGUCUUGGUUGCCCCUGGGCUUCCACUAGGCUGCGACUGCACGUGGAGGUGGGCACCCUUGCUCCCUGCAGCCUGCCUGGUUUCCACGGGCGGGCCUCCCACUCGGCCCCACGAGCUCGUGUGCUUCCACCUUCACCCCGAGUGGGUGGGGACCAUUGGCACCCACGCGGAAGCCUCCUCUGCACCAAAGCCUACACCCUCAGCCCGAGGCAGAAGGAACGGCUGAUCUUUGACACCUGGGGUCAUCGCGAGGCUGCAGGCCAGCAGGAGCCCCAGGGAAGAGACACUGGGGUGCAAGAGGAGACUGGAGCCACCCUGAGGAAGUCCCAAGCAGAGCAAACUGCUUUCUAGCCUGAAGCCUAAACUGUGUGACGUGCAAUAACUGAGCUUAGAGUUAAGAAUUGUGUUCAAGUGCUUGGAUUUCCGUCUGUAGAUUUAAGUGCUGAAGUUGUAUCUCUCAGUAAUUUUAGAUGUCUUUAAAAAAAAAAUCGAAAAACAAAGUGUUAGACCAUGUGCGUGCGUCAAUGGGCACUCAAGCGUCCCUCGGGUCACCCACCUCACCCUUCUCCCCCCGCACCCUCACCCCUCACACCCCACCCCUGCCUCCACCUGGGGACCCCGCCUCGUGUUGUCUUUCUCUGCCUAUUACUCAGCCUAAGGAAACAAGUACACUCCAUACAUGCAUAAAGGAAAUCAAAUGUUAUUUUUAAGAAAAUGGAAAAUAAAAACUUUAUAAACACCA
Messenger RNA from Microcebus murinus (gray mouse lemur), 5560 nucleotides. RefSeq names its product SPARC (osteonectin), cwcv and kazal like domains proteoglycan 2 (gene SPOCK2). Gene Ontology annotation, molecular function: protein binding; extracellular matrix binding; collagen binding. Gene Ontology annotation, biological process: anatomical structure development. The record is from RefSeq and is a predicted model, not a curated record. Lineage: Eukaryota; Metazoa; Chordata; Mammalia; Primates; Cheirogaleidae.